AUCGUUUUCUUGGUAGGCGUGUCGGUGCGAUGAAGAGGAUAUAUGCUCUCUCUUCUCGCUCGACAAACACCUAAAAUCACCCUUUCUUUGAUUUUCAACCACCACUUUACUCCUCCUUAAUUCUCUCUCUCUCUCUCUCUCUCUUGCUCUCUCUCUCCCCGCUGUAUGUAGACUGUAGUAGUAUCUCUCCCUAUCUUUCCUCACACAAAACCCGGCUCCCCCACAUUUGCCCAAUUUGUCCGAGUCUGAGUCUCUGAGAGAGAGAAGAUCGAGAGAGAGAGGCGGCGGAGUUUUGAGUGAGUGGUUGUUGAUCUGAGUGAGGAAAUGGCAGUGGAUCCAAGGCAGGUUGUUGCUGGCUUCUUAACAGUGACCAUGUUUGUAAUGCUUGGAAACAUGAUCAAGAGGGACCAUUUUGAUACCACCGUUGAAGUAGCAAACCAUUCAGGAUCUCCAAGUGGUAAUUAUGAUGAUGUCGAGACUAGUGAGCGCACCACUGUCACACUUCCUGGAGUGAGAAAUGGGCCAUGGAAGGAGGAUGUUCUAAAUCUAAAGCCGUGUUGGACAAAACCGGAUUCAGAAGAGGGACAGCAAUCAGAAGGUUUUGUCACCUUCUCAUUAACCAACGGCCCUGAGUAUCAUGUCUCACAGAUUGCUGAUGCAGUUGUAGUCUCAAGAUAUCUAGGAGCGACUCUUGUUUUGCCAGACGUAAGGGGAAGCAAACCAGGUGAUAAGAGGAACUUUGGAGACAUUUAUGAUGUUGAAAAGUUUGUAAAAAGUCUGAAUGGGGUGGUCAGAGUCGCUAAAUAUCAACCUGGUGAAAUAUCAGCUCGGAACCUUGCAAUUGUGAGGGUCCCGAAUCGUGUUACUGGAAACCACAUUGCUGAACAUAUUGAACCAAUAUUUAGUAGAAAGGGCAACAUCAGGCUGGCAACUUACUUUCCUUCAGUGAAUAUGAGAAAAACUGAACAUAAAAGUAUCAUUGAUUCAGUGGCAUGCUUGGGUAUGUUCGGAACUUUAGAGUUAAAACCUGAGGUUCGUGAAGUGGUGGACUCAGUAAUUGAGCGGCUAAGAACUUUAAGUCGAAAAUCAGAUGGUCAGUUCAUAGCAGUGGAUUUGAGGGUUGAGAUGUUGGAGAAGAAAGGUUGCCAAGAAAGUUCAACAAAAAGCUGUUACAGUCCAGAAGAGAUUGCACUAUUUUUGAGGAAGAUUGGUUUUAACAAGGACACCACCGUAUAUUUGACCCAAUCUAGGUGGGAUAGCAGCCUCGAUGCUCUGAAGGAUUUUUUCCCCAAAACUUAUACCAAGGAAGGCAUUAUGCCAGAGGAUAAAAAGGCAAAGUACCUCAACUCGGAAACUUCCGAAUUUGAGAAGGCUAUCGACUUCUACAUUUGUUCUGAGAGUGAUGUUUUUGUACCAGCCAUCUCAGGCCUUUUCUAUGCCAAUGUAGCCGGUAAGAGAAUUGCUUCCGGAAGGACACAGAUACUUGUUCCUGCCAAUGUUCCAGGCUCUACUUCUGCAGCAGACUUCAUAUCCCCUUAUGUUUCAAAGAAGAAUCACCUGGCCUAUUCUUGUUUCUGCUAACUCUGCAUGUGAAGGAAAUUGAGGAGAGCAGUUAAAGCGAUUUCCAAUUCAUUGAUCAAGCACUCUUUGUGAAAAUACAAAUCAUUUGGUUGCAGCAUUCAUACUUCAAUUGUUGUGCUUAGUAGGCACCAGAGUACUUUUCUAGAGGUUAUCCAAGAGAACAACAAACUGUUCCAACACAGAAUCGUCAAAAUGAUUGUUAAGAGUGUUUUUAAUUUAUUGUGACGCCUAUCAGAAAUAUUAGAUUCUGUCAACGAGAAAAUUAUGUUCCAAUUUCUGAAGUUGUUUCCAUAAUUUGCAUCCUGUAGUUGUAUGAAAACUCUCGUUUUGGUGUGUACAUUAGAUGUGGUUUGUCAUGGACAAGAAAUAUUGAAUCGUUUUGUAAUGAUAUAAUUCUGUGGUGCCUA
This is a messenger RNA of Rhododendron vialii, 1988 nucleotides long. RefSeq names its product protein MANNAN SYNTHESIS-RELATED 1-like. NCBI's taxonomy places the organism in Eukaryota, Viridiplantae, Streptophyta, Magnoliopsida, Ericales, Ericaceae. The coding region runs from base 325 to 1581 and encodes 418 amino acids. The transcript is spliced from 6 exons. The record is from RefSeq and is a predicted model, not a curated record.